Molecule: messenger RNA, 738 nt
Organism: Phymastichus coffea
Lineage: Eukaryota; Metazoa; Arthropoda; Insecta; Hymenoptera; Eulophidae
Product: cytochrome b5 domain-containing protein 1
Exons: 4
Coding region: 1-738 (245 amino acids)
Source: RefSeq, a predicted model, not a curated record
AUGCUGCAGUGGUUACUACCGGCCGAGCUGGUCCUCCACAAAUGCUGGCUCUCUUGUCGGGGCUACGUCUACGAUCUUGCCGGCUAUAUCGACAAGUGCGAUCGCGAGAAUGUCAUUUGCAUGUACUUGCUGGCCCAUGCAGGCAAAGACGUCAGCUACUGGUUCGACGCUUCGGGCCGUCACGGUGGUCGGCUGCGAUUGAGACGUUACGUCGAGCCAGCGACGGGUCAACGGCGCAUCCUCCUUCCGUAUGCCUUCCCAAUACCCGAGGGAGCCGAAUCGACCUACGCUUCUGCCGCGCUCGGCUGCUGUUCCUGCCGCGGUGCCGACGAUAGCCAGCUUGACGAUGACCCCGCGCGGUUAACGGGAAAGUGCUGGUCGGACCUUGAACGCAUCUUCAAUGGCACCAAGUGUCGCGUUGGACGACUCACCCGAAAUGCCAGACCUUGCAAGAUUACCAAUGUGCUGACGGGACAACAAGUUGUUAUAUCGGUUUGCGAAGAAGACACAAUAAAUCGUAUUCGAGAUCGCGCAAUGCUGUUCAAUAGACACGGUGCCUCGUACACAUGGAAAUUCGAAGGGAAGAAACUGAAUCCUGAACUCACGUUGACGGACAAUGGAAUUCCCGAUGAGCGGGAGGUAUUCCUGAAGUGUGGGCUUCCCGAAAUUUACACUCCUAAUUUGCUUUGUUAUUAUAACGAUGAUUUGACGGAGGAUCAAGAAGAUAGGGAAGACUGA